Messenger RNA from Gaeumannomyces tritici R3-111a-1, 5116 nucleotides. RefSeq lists its product as hypothetical. Gene Ontology annotation, biological process: intracellular calcium ion homeostasis; calcium ion transmembrane transport. The transcript has 3 exons. Gene Ontology annotation, molecular function: ATP binding; P-type calcium transporter activity; ATP hydrolysis activity. The record is from RefSeq and is a predicted model, not a curated record. Gene Ontology annotation, cellular component: membrane; intracellular membrane-bounded organelle. Lineage: Eukaryota; Fungi; Ascomycota; Sordariomycetes; Magnaporthales; Magnaporthaceae. Bases 1157 to 4876 code for a protein of 1239 amino acids.
CGCUUAGAUACACCAGCCAUAAAGCCCGCAUCGUCCGCAUGGCCCGAUCUAGAUCUACAAACCUGGCAAUGCAGGACAUCAGCCACGUCGUAUUCCAUACGAGUAACACCUAUAGAUACAGGAGUCCGCGCAUGUUCUGUCGACGCAAUCGCAAAAAACGAGGGACACCAAGGGGGGAGGGCCAAUCCGAAGUGGAGGAGGGAGAAAAAAAAGUUGGAGGAGCAAUAUCAGCCUGAUGUGUGGUUGCGGCGCUGGUUCGUAGUGGUAGACUCUUGGCAUUCCCAAACCGGCAAAGCGAAAUUCGAUCGGCCGGUCCAGUGAGCAGCUGCCGCGCACGAAACGAAGUGCGUCCUUGUCCGUCGUCUGGUCGUGGGAUGGCUGUAUCCCCAGGCCAUGCCCAUUCCGCCUUGGCUGGGGAAAUCGGCCGGCGUGGGUGACGCAGUCCCUCCCCGGCUUUUUUCUUGAGUUUGCUCGCGCCCUGCUGGCAGUGGACGCGAGGAGUGAGGUGGCGGGCGGCUGCGGGAGGCCUCCAGAGGAGGGAGGAAAGGGUCCGGGGAGGUCAGCCUCGAUUGGAUGGAUAUGUCCCCAAAUUUCGACCAGCCAAAAAGCCCAUCUGGGGUCCCUUUGGCGUUAUGUUAUUUUUUUUCCUGCAUUUUGUCACACCGCGUCCAUCCAGCCCGGUCGACGGGCAGCAACCAACCUGGCUUCACCAGAGACCACCCAAACCCACACUCAUCCUGGCGUUUGCGCACAUUCCUUCCUCCUGCCCGCAGCUCGCACUGGAACGUGCAAUUUUGGGUUGGUUGGUCCUGUUCUUCUGGACGUAUGCUUUGCACAACCGCUUCCGGAAAACCUACGCUAGGUUGCUUGGUGCCAACUGCCCGCAUUCAGAAUCCUACUUUUGUUUAUCCUCCCCCUCAAGCUUCCCUUUUUCCAUCUGCGUCCUACCUGCCGUUUUCGUUCCAAAAAUUCUCUUUAUUCUCUGUCCCGAGGGCGCACUUUUGCCCUUUUGAGGCAAGCCGACCCCGAGCUCGCGCACACCAGCUCGCGCUCCGACCUGGUUCGACCGACAUCAUAACAUUUGAUCCUCAAUUGCGCUCAAGACGAAGAACAGUAUCAGUGGGCGGCGUGUCGUCGAGAAUUAUAUUUUCCCGCAAUGGCCGAGAAAGGGCCACCCGAUGCCGGAAAUGGCAAUGGGGACGCUUCCACCACAGCGUCCCCCACCAAAGCCAAGGACGAAGAAGCCAAGAAGGACUUCAAGAUCGACCUGGACGAUGCCCUGACCCCAGAUCCCGGCACCGAGGACAUGUUCCUGGUGUCGGACAACCGCUUCGCCUUCACGCCUGGCCAGCUGUCCAAGCUCCUCAAUCCCAAGAACCACAGCGCCUUCUUCGCCUUCGGCGGCCUGUCGGGCCUGGAGAAGGGCCUCCGCACCAAUCGCAAGACCGGCCUGGGUGCCGACGAGACAACUCUCGAUGGUACCGUCAACUUUGACGACGUCGCCGCCAAGGGCACCUCGCGCCUGGGCGCCUCGACCGAGGAUGCCGUUGCCAAGGCGGCGGCGGCGGGCGCUCCCAAGGCGGCGGCGCCCACCACCACCCAGGACGGCGGCUUCGUAGAUCGCAAGCGCGUCUUCAAGGACAACCGCCUGCCGCCGAAGAAGACAAAGUCCAUCUUCCAGAUCGCCUGGGAGACGUACAACGACAAGAUCCUCAUACUGCUCACGGGCGCCGCCAUCGUCUCUCUCGCCCUCGGGUUGUACCAGACGUUCGGCGUCUCGCACGAGGGCGGCGGCGCAAAGGUGGAGUGGGUUGAGGGUGUUGCCAUCAUGGUCGCCAUCCUCAUCGUGGUCCUGGUGGGCACGGUGAAUGAUUGGCAGAUGGAGCGCAGCUUCGCCAAGCUGAACGCCAAGCACGACGACAAGACGGUCAAGGUGAUCCGCUCCGGGAAGAGUCUCGAGCUUUCCGUGCACGAUAUUCUGGUUGGCGAUGUUAUGCAUCUGAGCACUGGCGAUCUCGUCCCCGUUGACGGCAUUUUCAUCGAUGGCCACGGAGUCAAGUGUGACGAAUCCUCCGCCACGGGUGAGUCGGAUCUGCUGAAAAAGACGGGCGCCGACGAAGUCUAUGCCGCGCUCGUCAAGUACCGCGAGGGCAAGUGGGAUUCCACUACCAAGAUCGAGAAGAUGGAUCCCUUCAUCAUCUCUGGCAGCAAGGUCAACGAAGGCACCGGCACUUUCCUGGUCACCUCGGUUGGUGUCAACUCGAGUUACGGCCGCAUCAUGAUGACCAUGCAGACCGACCACGAGGCCACGCCGCUGCAGAGGAAGCUGAACGUCCUGGCCGACAUGAUUGCCUGGGCUGGAGGCAUCUCGGCGGGUAUCCUUUUCCUGGUGCUGUUUAUCAAGUUCUGCGUGGGUCUCCCCAACAACCCGGCCACACCUGAUGAGAAGGGACAGAACUUUCUGAGGCUCUUCAUCACUGCCGUUACCGUUGUCGUCGUUGCUGUCCCCGAGGGCCUGCCGCUUGCCGUCACCCUGGCCUUGGCUUUCGCUACCACUCGCAUGACCAAGGACAACAAUCUCGUCCGUGUCCUGCGGGCCUGUGAGACCAUGGGAAAUGCCACGACGGUGUGCUCCGACAAGACUGGAACCCUGACCCAGAACAAGAUGACCGUCGUUGCCGCCACUCUCGGCAAGUCCAUCAGCUUUGGUGGUACGGAUACGCCCCUGGAGACACCCGAGGAGAAGAAGGCUAGCAACUCGGCCGUCUCGACCGAAAGCCCCAUCAAGAACGUGCCGGUGGAAAACUUUGCCCAAGGUCUGGGCUCGACGAUCAAAGACGUCCUGAUUCAAUCCAAUGCCGUCAACAGCACCGCCUUUGAGGGCGACCAGGACGGAGAGCAUACCUUUAUCGGAUCCAAGACCGAAGUCGCUCUCUUGACUUUCACCCGUGACCAUCUUGGCGCCCCUCCUGUUGCCGAGGUUCGCUCCAGCGCCGAUGUCGUCCAGGUCGUGCCAUUCGAUUCGGCUCUCAAGUAUAUGGCCUCGGUUGUUAAGCUGGCGGACGGAAAGUACCGUGCCUAUGUGAAGGGCGCCAGCGAGAUCCUCCUGAAGAACUGCACCAAGGUCCUCGCCGACCCCGAGUCGGAUGAGCUCCACGCCGUCGAGCUCACAGACGAUAUCCGCGAAACCCUCAACCAGACAAUCACGUCGUACGCCGGCCAGACCCUGCGCACCAUCGGCUCGUCUUACCGCGACUUUGACUCUUGGCCGCCGGCGGAUGCAGUCAGCAAGGAGGACCCCAAGGCGGCCGACUUCCACAAGGUGGACUCGGACAUGACGCUUGUGGGUAUCUUUGGCAUCAAGGAUCCGCUGCGGCCCCAGGUCAAGGGCGCCAUCCAGGACUGCCAGCGCGCGGGCGUCAAGAUCCGUAUGGUUACCGGUGACAACAUCUUGACUGGCAGCGCUAUCGCCAAGGAAUGCGGCAUCUAUAAGCCUGAAAACGGCGGCUUGGCCAUGGAGGGCCCCGAGUUCCGCCGCAAAAGCGAGGCAGAGCUCAAGGAGCUCGUGCCCAAGCUCGAGGUCCUGGCGCGAUCCAGCCCCGAGGACAAACGCAUCCUAGUUAGGACUCUGAAGGAUCUAGGCGAGACGGUCGCCGUUACCGGAGACGGCACCAACGACGCGCCCGCGCUCAAGAUGGCAGAUAUCGGAUUCGCCAUGGGUAUUGCCGGUACUGAAGUUGCCAAGGAGGCCGCUGCCAUUAUUCUCAUGGACGACAACUUUGCCAGUAUCGUCAAGGGAAUGAUGUGGGGACGGGCUGUCAACGAUGCGGUCAAGAAGUUCCUUCAGUUCCAACUCACGGUCAACGUCACUGCCGUGGUUCUUACGUUUAUCUCGUCCGUGGCCAGCGCUACAGAGGAGUCUGUCCUGAACGCCGUUCAGCUCUUGUGGGUCAACCUGAUCAUGGAUACGUUCGCCGCCCUCGCCCUCGCUACCGAUCCGCCGUCUCGCACCGUUCUCGACCGCAAGCCCGACCGCAAAUCGGCAGCCCUAAUCACGAUUGGAAUGGCCAAAAUGAUUAUCGGGCAGGCUAUCUGCCAGCUCGCCAUCACUCUAGUGCUCAACUUUGCAGGCGGUCACCUGCUCGGAUACGACGGCAUGGAGAAUGGCGAAAUAAGGCACAGAACGCUCGUGUUCAACACUUUUGUCUGGCUGCAGAUCUUCAACGAGGUCAACAACAGGCGUCUGGAUAACAAGCUGAAUGUGCUGGAGGGCAUCCACCGCAACUACUGGUUCUUGGGUAUCAACACUAUCAUGAUCGCGGGCCAGGUCCUGAUCAUUUUCGUUGGUGGUGAGGCGUUCAAGAUCACGCCGCUCGAUGGCAAGGAGUGGGGCAUGUCUAUCGGCCUGGGCGCCAUCUCGCUGCCGGUCGGGGCGCUGAUCCGCAAGUUCCCCGACUGGAUCCUGCUCAGGCUGCUGCCCAAGUUUAUCCAGCGGCGCUGGGUGCCCGAGACGCUGCCCGAGGAGGAGCAGGAGGCGCUCCGCAAGGACCUGGAGGCCAAGCGCGAGGCGGCGGCGGACAAGGACAAGGACAGGGGCGACGACGACGAGUCGGCCGAGGACGAUGACUUCCGCAGGCCGCCGCUGCGCGUCAUGACCAGCAUCAGGGGAAACAGGGCGCGUUCGCAUAGCAUCUGGGGCAGCCACCGCGACCCCAAGCAGUACAUGCGCGACAAGAAGGUGGACGCGCACAAGAAGAAGGAAGGGCUCAAGGCCAAGGUGACGCACGACCACCACGGGGAGGCGCGGUCGAGGUCGGAGGAGGAGCUUAGGCCUAGGUCCGCCACGGCCCCUGCCGGUCCGUCCUCUCCGGUGUAGUCGGAGGGGGAGUGGAUGACGUGUGAAGUGUGAUUUCGCGUUGUCUUUUGAUUCGACUGUAGGAUCGGGAAGGAUGGUGCAAGGAAUAACUCUCGCCCCCAAGAUAGUGUUCUCUUCUCGUAUUUUUCUUCUUUUACACUUUUAAUCGCUAGGUUUUAUUUGACGACUCUGACGAAGCCGCGGCUGUUCUUUUUCCUUCCAGGCAACAGGUAGAAACAAAACAAGAUUUUAAGCUCGAUA